This is a messenger RNA of Adineta steineri, 204 nucleotides long. Lineage: Eukaryota; Metazoa; Rotifera; Eurotatoria; Adinetida; Adinetidae. The record is from the annotation of a GenBank genome assembly.
AUGAUAACGUUGGAAAAAUCCGAAGUGACACUUGGUAAGCCAAUCGAUUGGCCAAGCUUUGGUUGGGAUAAUGAAUAUGGUACAGAGAAACGAAUAGUAGAACCAUUCAGUGCAAGUUCGAUGUUAAUCAGUAAUAAAGAAUUUUAUCAAUUUGUUAUUGCAAGUGGUUAUACACAACAACGUUAUUGGUCAAAUGAUGGAUAG